This is a messenger RNA of Halichondria panicea, 1956 nucleotides long. Its product is annotated as plasma alpha-L-fucosidase-like. Gene Ontology annotation, molecular function: alpha-L-fucosidase activity. Gene Ontology annotation, biological process: fucose metabolic process; glycoside catabolic process. Gene Ontology annotation, cellular component: lysosome. The coding region runs from base 1 to 1776 and encodes 591 amino acids. NCBI's taxonomy places the organism in Eukaryota, Metazoa, Porifera, Demospongiae, Suberitida, Halichondriidae. The record is from RefSeq and is a predicted model, not a curated record. The transcript is spliced from 12 exons.
AUGUCCAAGCUGCUUACGCUGUUGUUUCUUGGUUGCUUCUGCUCCCUUGCAGUUGCAUGGAAAGAUCCUAAUGACAAUUGUGUAUUCUCCAUACCUUCUACUGAAGAUCAAGGCAACUGUGUCAACUAUGACCUCUCAAAACUUGCAGGAAUGGGCCCAAAAUCAUUUGUGGCCAAUGGCUACAACUACCUCCUGGGUCUGUGUGGAAACAUUCCUGAUUCAAUGAUCCCUAAGCAGUGUAUGCAGGUCAACUCUACCUUUGGGCCUGCAGUUGCUUACCAGUUCACUGCCGAUAGCUGCUAUGCGAUGGGAAAGCUGGAUGCCUCAUUCAUGUUCCCUGUUGAUGCGUCCAACAGUUCUGCUGGAUUAAGGAUUGUGUAUGGAAAAGGAGAGACAAGUGCCAGCGAGAGUGACCCAUGGCCAAGGGCCGUCAUUUACGAUUUUGAGUGCAACACUGAGGCACUUGUUGACAGCAACCCACUCACUCUAGUAGAGUUCCCAGGCUAUACAUACACUGUUCAUUGGGGAAUGUAUAGCGUUCCAGCAUUUAAGAAUGAGUGGUACUGGAAGCGUUUGAUGUCUGGUGAGGCUGAGUACGUAGAGUUCCACAACAAAAACUACGGCUGCUCUGGUGUCAUGCCUGAAAAGUUCCCAUGCACAGGACCGAAGUUUCCCGACUUUGCGCCAAUGUUUAAAGCUGAGCUGUUUCAACCAGAUGAGUGGGCAGACCUCUUCAAAAUGGCCGGAGCAAAGUAUGUGGUCCUGACAUCCAAACACCACGAAGGUUGGUGCAACUUCCCUAACUCUUACCACUGGAACUGGAACAGUGUGGACGUUGGACCCAACCGUGACCUCGUUGGAGAUCUGACCAAUAGCGUGCGAACUGCUGGGUUACAUAUGGGCCUGUAUCACAGUCUACGAGAGUGGUACCACCCUCUGUACGAGAUGGAUAAUAAAGAUAACUGUAGCGGGACUCUCUUCCCAGAUCAGGUGCUGUUACCAACACUCAAAGAGAUGGUGGAGCAAUACAAGCCUGAAGUGAUAUGGGCCGAUGGUGCCGGUGAUGCCCCCUGUACCCACGACUCCAUCAAGUACUGGAAGUCUCCGCAGUUUCUCAGCUGGCUGUACAACGAGAGUCCUGUGAAAGAUUCUGUGUUGGUUAACUCCAGGUGGGGCAGACCCGCCAUAGGAGACUAUCAGACAGGUGGUGACAGGUACACUCCAGGGAAGCUGGUGCCUUACAAGUGGGAGAGUUGCUACACCAUUCAGAUGAGUUCAUGGGGCUACGAUCGAACCGAGGGAAUAACACGGUUCUGGAACACCACCCGUCUCCUAUGGCAACUUGCCUCCUCUGUCUCCUGUAAUGGUAACCUCCUCCUGAACGUGGGACCAACAGCUGACGGACGUAUUGUCCCUGCUUUUGAGGAGCGCCUCCUUGACAUGGGUACAUGGCUAAAGCUCAAUGGAGAAGCCAUUUACGAAACUGUGCCUUGGAAGUUCCAAAAUGACACAGCAGCACAGGACAUCUGGUACACUGCCACUAAAGAAAUUGUGGAUCCCAUAGUCUAUGCUAUCUGCUUCAGACCACCUACACCAGGUGGGACCAUUGUUCUAAAGCAGAUCCAGAAAGCACAGGAGACCUAUCUCCUUGGUUACGGGGACAAUGCACUCUCAGCCAUGUCUGGCCCAAAUGGACUUUCCAUAACGUUCCCUGAAGAUGUACCUCUAGGCAGUCUACAACAUGCCUGGGUCUUCAAACUGUUGCAUGUACAGUAGUUCAAGCUAAGCUAGCAGCUAUAUAGACGCAUUAGCUUACUGCUUUUUUACGAGUAUAACUGUAUAGUAGAUCUCUAUAAACCUUGAUCUACCUUAAGGUGACAUAUUUUCACACAGGUAGAUUUGUUUGUGUUUUUACAGUUUUGUACAUUUUGCUGGUAUAAUUUUUUGCGAAAUGUC